AUGGCAACUAGCGAAUUCUUGACAUAUAAGUAUUUCACCGCUAAUUCCCUACGUCUCGACACCGACUCUUGUCUUUUAUACUCUGAUAUCCAACGCCAUGUUAUCUGCCUCAUUCCUGCCCUUAUCUUCUUCUUCGCAUGUCACUUUAUCAACGAGACAAAGUCUUCUUGGCGAAAAUAA
This is a messenger RNA of Fusarium venenatum, 180 nucleotides long. NCBI's taxonomy places the organism in Eukaryota, Fungi, Ascomycota, Sordariomycetes, Hypocreales, Nectriaceae. The record is from RefSeq and is a predicted model, not a curated record.